Diuraphis noxia (Russian wheat aphid) is the source of this 1323-nucleotide messenger RNA. Its product is annotated as lymphokine-activated killer T-cell-originated protein kinase-like. Gene Ontology annotation, biological process: protein phosphorylation. The record is from RefSeq and is a predicted model, not a curated record. Lineage: Eukaryota; Metazoa; Arthropoda; Insecta; Hemiptera; Aphididae. Gene Ontology annotation, molecular function: ATP binding; protein serine/threonine kinase activity.
UCAGAAAUUCAUGAUUUCAGUUUUUCUUUUUCAUUUGAUUAACCGACGAAUUCAAAAUUGAAGUAUUUUAUCCUUAUAUCCGAUUCAAUAUACAUCUAUAUAAUCARUUACAAAUCGUGAAUGACCAAAAGGACGCAAACUUGACAGUUGUGCGGACUUUUGAACAAUAUUAGUACAUAGAAAAAAAAUAAGAUGAGCAAUUAUUCCACUCCAAAAAUACUGCGCUCCACAGCAAAAUUACCAGAAACGCCUGCCUUGGAACGCAUUGGAUAUGGAACUGGUGUCGGUGUGUUCAAUUUGCAAAGAAAAGAUCAGUCGCCGUGGGCAGCAAAAAUUAUCAGUCGUAAUGCUGGUAGAGAUCGCAAACAGUUUAGCAACCGUUUGCAGCUAGAAGCUAAAGUGUUAUCGUCACUCAACCAUCCUAAUAUAAUUGGCUAUCGAGCAUUUGUCAAGAGACCUGAUGGCCGAGAAGUACUGUUAAUGGAACAAUGUGAACAAAGCUUAAUUGAUUUGAUUGAAACACGCAAGGAAGAGAAUCUUGGACCAUACCCUGUAGAAUAUAUCACAAAGGUUGCUGUGGACAUUGCAAAAGCAUUAGAAUAUUUACACUCAUCUUUAGUAUUGCAUGGAGACAUAAAAUCUGGGAAUGUUUUGGUGAAAAAUAACUUUGAGAUUGUAAAACUUUGUGAUUUUGGUGUCAGUUUACCUUUGAAAUUUGAUGGAACAUUGCAUAAAAUCAAAGGUUGCAGAGCAUUAUACAUUGGGACUCCUUGUUGGUCUGCUCCAGAAGUAUUAAAAGGUGAAGAAUGUUUGGGAGCUAUCAUCACAAGUAAAGCUGAUAUUUUCAGUUAUGGUUUGGUACUUUGGGAGAUGAUGACUUUAUCAUUCCCAAACUCAAGUACWGCAAUUAAUGAAUCAUAUUACACUGGAAUGAGUGAUGACUUGGAUGCCCAUUUAGGUGAGAGACCACCAAUACCUGAGGGUUUGGCAAGUGAUCCAAGAUACAAACAAAUUAUUGAGCUGUUUAAUAUGUGUACAAUGCAAGAUUAUAAAAUGAGACCUUCAGCAAAACAGAUAUUACAGUUUAUGGGUAUUUACUAACCUUUAAAUUAUUUGUUCUAACUAUAAUUUUAGUACUUAUAUUAAAAUAAUUUUUAUGUGCCUUAUUUGUUUUAUAUUUAAAAGUAUACACAUUAAUGCUUUUCAAUUGUUUAUGAUAUGUUACCAAUAAGAAUAAUUUUUAAGCUUAUGAAAGUUUUAAUUUCCUUGCAAAAGCUAUUGAUGUUAAAAAAUAUUUAAUCUAUAAAUUUAAUUCAAAUUUCU